Molecule: messenger RNA, 1230 nt
Organism: Hibiscus syriacus
Lineage: Eukaryota; Viridiplantae; Streptophyta; Magnoliopsida; Malvales; Malvaceae
Product: diacylglycerol O-acyltransferase 2D-like
Exons: 9
Coding region: 127-1119 (330 amino acids)
Biological process (GO): triglyceride biosynthetic process
Cellular component (GO): endoplasmic reticulum membrane
Molecular function (GO): diacylglycerol O-acyltransferase activity
Source: RefSeq, a predicted model, not a curated record
GCAACAGAAAUUAAGAGGGAAACAUAGCGAAAAAUGUUGUGUGAUAUGAAGUGUUAGUUAACCCAAAAUACAGAGGAGAAGUGCAGAGUUAAAAAGCGGAGGCGAUUGGGUCAACGGCGUCGGAAGAUGGCGGAAGAGAGGGCGGAGGAACAGGCGUAUACGCCUGGACCUGGAUAUCGGCAAAUCAGUGGAAGAAAUGAAUUCCCGUCCAAUAUUUUGCACGGCGUAUUAGCUUGUUCGUUGUGGAUUGGAUCUUUGCAUUGCAACGUCUCCGUCCUCCUUUUCUCCCUUCUCUUCCUUCCUUUCUCCAAAUUCCUUUUGGUGGUUGGAAUCCUAGCGGGUUUCGCCGUUUUCCCGAUCGAUGAAAACAAUAGAUUUGGGCGGAGGCUGGCCAGGUAUAUAUGUAAGCAUAUGAGCAGUUAUUUUCCGGCCACUCUCCACGUUGAGGACAUAAACGAUUUCCAGCCCGAUCGUGCUUACGUUUUCGGUUACGAGCCUCAUUCGGUGUUGCCGAUCGGAGUUGUUACGCUGGCUUCACGUACGGGUUUCAUGCCUCUUCCCAAACUGAAAUGCCUUACUACUAGCCCCGUAUUCUACGUUCCAUUCUUGAGGCAUAUAUGGACAUGGUUGGGUGCUACACCAGCCACAAGGAAGAACUUUUGUUCUCUGUUGGGAGCUGGUUACAGUUGUAUUGUAGUGGUUGGUGGAGUCCAAGAGACAUUCCUCAUGCUGCAUGAUUCUGAGGUUGCAUUCCUCAAGGCACGAACAGGAUUUAUUCGGAUAGCUAUGGAAAUGGGGUGUCCACUGGUCCCUGUUUUCGCCUUCGGUCAGUCAUAUGCGUACAAGUGGUGGAAACCAGGUGGCAAGUUCAUCCUGCAGCUUUCAAGAGCUCUUAAAUUCAUCCCUAUGCUAUUCUGGGGAGCUUUCGGAACUCCAGUACCCUAUCAACAUCCGAUGCAUGUAGUGGUUGGGAAACCUAUUUACUUGACAAAAAACCCGCAACCUACUAACGAAGAGGUCCAUGAAGUACAUGCUCAGUUUGUAAAAGCUAUUCAAGAUCUGUUUGAGAGGCAUAAAGGUCGUGUGGGAUAUGGUGAUCUUCCAUUAAAGAUUCUUUGAUUUGAGGUUGGGUGGUUUAAGCGAUCACCAAUGUUUGUUUCAUUUGCCAGUCUCAUGUACCAUCUUAAUUCAACAUCAAAUAAGUACCCUAGCUAAUAACAGCUUUGGAGA